CCAAGACGCAUGAUUGUUUUUGCAAGAAAAAACGAAAUUAGCUCGAUUAACUUAGACAUUAGAGUUGCUUUUGAAGUCUUUGUCUCAAGAUUGAUUACCAGUGCUAUAGUAAAAAGGUUGAUAAUGUCAGAAAUUGUUGACGAAUCGAGUAAUGUAGAGUCUGUUGAUCCCGAACGUGUGAGCAUAAUUCGGACAGUACCAGAUGUAGAAGCAGAAUCUGCCAGUACUACAGAAAACGAUUUUACACAAUCGCAAGAAAGAUCCAGUACAACUGAAAUUGACUGUGCAUGUGGCACCAGUGGAGUGUCUUUUAAUAGUGGUGUUUAUUGUUGAACAAAGUGAUCAAAAUGCUGUUGGAGGACCUCCAAACAGUUCAGAAAGUCUGUCCUUGAAUGACUAUAAGGCGGCUACUAUAAAACUUUUAGAUGAAGUGACAGCAGAUAUUACUACAAUUCCUGAGACAAGUUUGUCAGUAGAAGCUGAAUCAGUGUCUACAAAUGGAACAAACAUAGAUCUGUCUAAAUCUGAUUCUGUUGAUAUUGUUACAAUAAACUCAGAAACAAGUUCAGAUAAUUCAAGAUCAUCUGCCAAAGAUGAUGUUGAAAUUGCAGUUGAUCUCACAAAUGAAACAGAUAGCGAUGCUGGUGGUAUACUUAAAGAAGCUCCAAAAGUGAUCUCAGAAGAAGAAUCUGUAAGUGUAGAACCUGAUGCCAAGCGACUGAAGUUGGAAACUGAAUCCAUUGCAGUUGAUCUCACAGAAGAUUCUAACACCUCUGCAGACGUUGUUAUUGUUGUUCCAGAGACAGAUGAAUGCACAACUGCAGCAAACACAGAAAUGGGUGUUUUUCAAAGGCAAUCAGUUUUUGAGUUCAAAGGUCCUCCUAGACAGCUAACCGGAGCUUGGGAAAGUUUCAAAGACCCAGAUAACAAAAACUAUCUCAGAGGUUGUAAAUGGGCACCAGAUGGUUCAUGCAUUCUCACAAACAGUAAUGACAACAAACUGAAAGUCUUCAAUCUGCCAGAUGAAUUGUACUAUGACGGGGGAGAAAACAAAAUAAUGGCAGAAAUGACACCAGUUUUAAGUAUGAAGGAAGCCGAUACUGUGUAUGAUUUUUGCUGGUACCCACUGAUGUCAUCAUCACAGCCAGAGACAGCAUGUCUUGCCGUAACCAGUAAAGAUACACCUAUCCAUUUGUUUGAUGCCUUUACUGGAGAACUAAGAUGUAGCUACAGAGCCUACAAUCACGUGGAUGAAGUAGUUGCUGCGCACUGUGUGAAGUUCAGUCCUGACGGCAACAAGCUUUACUGUGGAUUCAACAAAAUGAUUCGAGUAUUUGAUGUGACCAGACCUGGUAGAGAUUUUGAAAGUAGACCUACUUUUGCGAAAGAGGGACAGAGAGGUAUUAUAUCCUGUAUAGACAGCAGUCCGACAGAGGAUGGUCUUUAUGCUGCAGGGUCGUAUUCUAGAAGCGUUGCCUUAUACAAUGAGCCAGCAGGAUCAAUGGUGUGUAUGUUUGAAGGCCAGCAUGGUGGCGUAACGCAGGUCAAGUUCUCACCAGAUGGUACUAAACUCUACAGUGGUGGCAGAAAGGACAAUGAGAUUCUAUGUUGGGACAUGAGAAAUCCAGGACAAAUUUUGUUCUCUCUUCUUCGAACUGUCAUCACCAAUCAAAGGAUUUACUUUGACAUCACCAGUGAUAGUAAAUAUUUAGUAUCGGGAUCUCAUGAUGGGACAGUUCUGGUCUGGGAUACAAGCAUUGCUCCUGUGCAGCUCAAUAUACACUCUGACCCCAUCAUUCAACCUGCAGUGGCUUUUGAGGGGCACAGUGACACAGUUAAUGGAAUCAGCUUACAUCCAAUGUUGCCAGUGAUAGCAACAGCCUCUGGACAGAGACAUUUCCGCUCGUUCAACAAUGAAGAUGAUGUGAUUGAGAUUGAUGAAACAAAGCCUGUUAAAAUCGAUAACAGUCUCCGGCUUUGGUGGACCUGAGAUUAUAUUUGAGCCGCACCAUGAGAAAACCGACAUAGUGGCUUUGCGACCAGCAUGGAUCCAGACCGGCCUGCGCAUCUGCACAGUCUGGCCAGGAUCCAUGUUGUUCACUAAUGGUUUCUCUAAUUGAAAUAGGCUUUGAAAGCAAACGGCAUGGAUCCUGACCAGACUGCGCAGAUGCGCAGGUUGGUCUGGAUCCAUGCUGGUCGCAAAGCCACUUUGUUGGUUUUCCCAUGGCGCAGCUCAUAUUUAACUCCUGUUAUUUACUCCAAACAACGAUUUACUGUUGCUGUUUUUGUUUUGCUUGUUUUCAUUUUGCUUGUUUCUGAAGGGGAUAAAGAGCUAAGUUGAUUAUUAUUUUGUUUGGAAACUUUUGUUUUUCUUUACUUUUGCCAUAGGCAAAAAACUUUUAAUAGUGAAUCAUCAUGUUAUUUCACAGGGAGAUAAAUAAGUGUUUUAUUAACUAAAACAGCUGACCGAUUUUAGAUUUUAAUUGCUGUACUGUUCAAAAUAUUUCUUAUACAUUUCAAAACACUCAAACUUAUGUCUACCUGGUUACUUAAAUCCAGAGAGUGUUAAAUUUUCCAUCAGAAAGUCAAAAGUUCAAAUCCAAGUCUGCUCCAAAUGCAGGAGGUAGCAGGUUCGCUCUCUGGCCACCUCGUAUCAAAGGCCUGAAAAGUGGUGCUAGUACCUUCUUUGCUUUGUGCUCAGCAUUAAGGAUUAGUCAGCCCGGUGCCUUAUUUUUAUUUAUGUUAAUUUGUUAAAUGUUUCAUGCGAGAGUUUUCUAGCCUCACCAAAAUAUCUGUUUUUACAGUAUAGCAUAUAACUUUGUUCACUUCUUAUAAAUAAUCUAUGUGUUUGUCAUUUCUUACAUUUAUUGUCUUUUUCAUGACAUUUAUCAUGAAAAUUUUAGACAUUUCCUAUUCAUAAACAUUCUUUUACAGUUAAACUUCUCAUAUGAAAUAAAAAACAUCAUUUUUGUUAAUAGUUACUCUCAAAUUGUUCUUGGAGAGGCACCUGGAGACUCCUACAAUUAAAGCUUUGAAAUUUGCCAUUAGACAUAAAUCAUUUUGUUGUGACCCAAUACCCAAAAAAAGAGCAUUACAUAUUUGCAAGUCAGUAACUUUCAGAUGUUGAUUACUGUGAAACCAUUCAAUUUCUUGGGCUCUAAAGUUUUGUGGUUUUAGCAAACGUGAUUAUUUUGUGGAGAUAAGAAUUUGCUGAUUUCAAUUUCCAAAGAUCAAAUGCUUAGAGAAAAUAUUUGUGUAUAUGGAUAUUUUUUUCAUGGAUUAACCCAGCCAAAAAGUCCACAACAAUUAGUGCCACACUAAUAUUAACCUUUAGCUUGCUGGCGGCAAUUGAUUUUGCCUUUGCGACCAGUGCAGACCAAGAUCAGCCUGCACAUCUGUGCAAUCUGAUCAUGGUCUGCACUGUUCGCUAUUCAGUCAGAAAAUUUUCAGUGAACACCCCUUCGAAUAAUAAAUGGUAUUGCCCAAAUUGAAUGAUGGACCAGUCUAUUUUAGAAAUUUAGCAGGGUAAGGGUUAAUGAUUCAGCAGUAUUUUUACUUCCAAUCUGCAUGGCAGACUUAAGGAAAUGUUUGUAUUGUCGUUUGUCAGUGCUUAUAAUGUAUGUAAUACUUAUUGUGCAUUUGCCAGUGAUGUGUUCAGACUUUUUAGGAAAUAGAUGUCUGACUGUUGUUUGAAUUACUGUCCAAGUGGCAGGAUAUAUUUGUCAAUCAUGGAAUUAUGAAUCUGUUUACUAUAAUAGGGUUAUUAUAACAGUAGCUUGAUCUGGGAUGCAGUAUUCGGCUCGAGUGGAUUUUGCCAGAUCGGAUCUCACGAGGCGCGCAAGCGCCGAGUGUGAUCCGACCUGGCAAAAUCCACGAGAGCCGAAUACAGAGUCCCAGAUCUAGCUACUGUUAUAAUGACCCUUUUAUUAUAUACCUUCACUAUUUUGAUUCUUGUUUUGUUCUUGAACGAAAUCGUCAAAGUUAAUCGAUAUUAAAUGGAACUUACUGAAGUUUUUAUGUGUGCUAUUUAUAGAAAUGUGUCGGGUCAUGCAUAUUAAUGAAAAUAGUCCGGCAGCAUACAAUACGGAAGGUACAAUACGGAAUUUAAAAGGUACAAUACGGAAUUUUUGUCUGUCUGUUCAUAUUUAAUUGUGAAAUACAAGCUGAUUUUUUACAGAAUUUAUAUAGGUAUAUAAUAAAAUUUAUUAUACCGUAUAAGUAGACAUAUUUGUGGGUCAAAAAGUUUGCCAAUUGCCCAUUCCAAACAUUUUGCUACGGAAAUAUUUGUGAAUCGCUGAAAACUGCCAAAUUUGUUUUACUUUACUUUACUACAAAUACGUGUAUUGGUGAAUGUGAAAUUAUUUUGGCUGAUAUUUUUGUGGAUUUCUUGAAUUCCUGAAAUUCGCAAACCUUUCCACAUUAUGAACAUUUCCACUUAUGAGUAAGCUUGUUUCAUGAAUGUUUGUUGUUAAAGAAAAUCAUUCGAGGACCAAGUUUAAAUUUGCUUUAAAACAGUUUUCAUCACAUUCCAGUGUCAUUUUUUUUCUGUAAAUGUGUAUUAUAGGCCAUUUUCCAUAUUGAAUGUUAUAUUGCUAUGAAGAUAUACAGUCAGCUGUAAUUGUAAAGGGCAUAGGACUAUAGAUUAGACAAGGGUUUUCUUUUUAAAAUGGAUUAGGUCAGUGACCUUGAUCAUUGAUAUAUACAGGUGGUGUCCAUGGUUAUUUUACUAUUAAAAGCAUGAUAGAGAGAAGGCAGUUUCAUACUUGUAUGUGUACAUGUAGGUUUUCAUUUUUUAGCUCAACUUUUCUAAGAAAAAGUAGAGCUGUUGCACUCACCGUAGGUGUGACUGUUUGUUAAAGUUUUUGAUGAAUUCAAAUAUCUCUGUUACUAUCAAAGCUUUUGAAUUGAAACUUAAAAUGGUUACUUACUAUCAAGGUCUACACCAGGAGAAAUAAUCCUCACAACUCUGAUUUGAAUAUUGACAGAAUUAUGCCCCUUUUUAACUUAGAAUUUCUUGGUUAAAAAUUUAUAAAGUUUUUAUUGGCAAAGCUUUAAUUCAGAGUCAAGCACUGAGAAAAGUUGAGUGUGCCGUCUUACAGACAGCUCUUGUUUAUUUGAACAAGCUAUAGUGAGGUUACCAAAUUCAGAGCAUUGCAAUGCAAUAGUGUAUAUUUUUGUUGCUUUUUAUUGCUAAGUGUGAAAGUGAUGUCAUAAAUAUAUUAUGUAAAUGUAAAGAUUGACAAUUUGGCUAUAUUCACAUGAAUAAGGUUUGUAAAUAGUGGGUGGAAGAAUUUGAAAUUGUUUCAAAUACAUGUUCUGUAAAAGCACAUAUUUUUGCUGGGUCAAAAUUUUGCGAAUUUGAAAUUUUGAGUAUGUUUGUGAGAUUUAAUGUUCACGAAAUUGUAUAAAUGGUAUCCUACUUGAAUUUGAAUUAUACUAUUGGUGAAUAUUUAUGUGAGGAUUAAUUUUCGCAAGAUGUAGGACCUCAAGAAUAUAGCGAAAAUUAAACCAACACUAAAAUUUCUGCGUUUACAAUACAAAAAUGUGUAAUGUAACGUUUUGCAUGUAUGCAGAAUACUUUUAUUUUCUGGUAUGGGAAUUUGUUGUAUUUUACCAGUUUUUGGAGGAAUACAAGUCUUGAUCUGAAACUUUACAGCACUUUUCCAGAUCAUAAAAAAGAGAUUUUUUUUUUAUAUCAGGAAAUUAUUGCUAAAAGAAGGCUUUGAAAGUAAGUAAUUGACAUAUUAUAUGUUAUGGAAACACAUGAGAAUUAAAUUAAGUUGUUUUUCAUAUCUUUUCCAUUCAAAAUUGAAAGGGGUUUGUAACAUGGUACUAUAGGUAAACUGCCUUAAUUAUAAAGCUUUAUAUUUAGUGAUCAUUAAUUAUGUCUCCCCCAGGAGACAUAUUGUUUUUGCCCUGUCCGUCCUUCCGUCCGUCCGUCCGUACGUCACACUUCAUUUCCGAGCAAUAACUGGAGAACCAUUUGACCUAGAACCUUCAAACUUCAUAGGGUUGUAGGGCUGCUGGAGUAGACGACCCCUAUUGUUUUUGGGGUCACUCCAUCAAAGGUCAAGGUCACAGGGGCCUGAACAUUGAAAACCAUUUCCAAUCAAUAACUAGAGAACCACUUGACCCAGAAUGUUGAAACUUCAUAGGAUGAUUGAUCAUGAAGAGUAGAUGAGCCCUAUUGAUUUUGGGGUCACUCUGUCAAAGGUCAAGGUCACAGGGGCCUGAACAUUGAAAACCAUUUCCGAUCAAUAACUAGAGAACCACUUGACCCAGAAUGUUGAAACUUCAUAGGAUGAUUGGUCAUGAAGAGUAGAUGACCCCUAUUGAUUUUGGGGUCACUCCGUCAAAGGUCAAGGUCACAGGGGCCUGAACAUUGAAAACCAUUUCCAAUCAAUAACUAGAGAACCACCUGACCCAAAAUGUUGUAACUUGAUAGGAUGAUUGUUCAUAAAGAGAAGACGACCCCUAUUGUUUUUGGGGUCACUCUGUGAAAGGUCAAGGUCACAGGGGCCUGAACAUUGAAAACCAUUUCUGAUCAAUAACUAGAGAACCACUUGACCCAGAAUGUUGAAACUUCAUAGGAUGAUUGUACAUGCAAAGUAGAUGACCCCUAUCCAUUUUGGGGUCACUCCAUUAAAGGUCAAGGUCACGGAGGCCUGAACAUUGAAAACCAUUUCCGGUCAGUAACUUGAGAACCACUUGACCCAGAAUGUUGAAACUUAAUAGGAUGAUUGGUCAUAAAGAGUAGAUGACCCCUAACGAUUUUGGGGUCACUCUGUGAAAGGUCAAGGUCACAGGGGCCUGAACAUUGAAAACCAUUUCCGGUCAGUAACUUGAGAACCACUUGACCCAGAAUGAUGAAACUUCGUAGGAUGAUUGGUCAUGCAGAGUAAAUGACCCUUAUUGUUUUUGGGGUCACUCCGUUAAAGGUCAAGGUCACAGGGGCCUGAACAUUGAUAACCAGUUCCGAUCAAUAACUUGAGAACCACUUGACCCAGAAUGUUGAAACUUCAUAGGAUGAUUGAACAUGCAGAGUAGAUGACCCCUAUAGAUUUUGGGGUCAGUCUAAUAAAGGUCAAGGUCACAGUGGCCUGUUCAUGUUAAAUCAUUUUUUUGGAAAUAACUUGAGAACCACUUGACCUACAAUGUUGAAACUUCAUAGGAUGAUUGGACAUGCAGAGUAGAUGACCCCUAUUAAUUUUGAGGUCACUUGAACAAAGGUCAAGGUCACAGGAGCCUGAACAGUGACUUGAGAACCACUAGGCCACUAGUGUUGAAAUUUAGCGGGAUGACUGGACAUGCCAAGUAGAUGAUCCCUAUUGCAGCCAACCAUCAGUGUCUCUUUGACUUUCGCUCCUGACCCCUAUUGACUUCGUGCCUAUAGGACUUUGCAUUGGGGGAGACAUGCGCUUUUUUACAAAAGCAUUUUCUAGUUAUGUAUUCCUUUUUGGUGUAAUGGUUAAGAACACAGGAAAGUUUUUAUUGCAACAGCACCCUGAGUUCCAUUGCCGACUCUGGCAUGAUCUUUCUUCAUUUCACAUUUUUUAAGAUAGUUUAGAAACAAAAGCUCAUGUUUUAAUGUGCAUGAUAUGACAAAACUUCAGUUUUAAAGCAAGAUCAUUUUAGCCAAGUUUGGAGUCCAGUCUUUUAAGAUGAAAUAGUUCUUUUAAGGUCCAUUUAGUGACGGAAACUGUUUUUUCAUGUUGGUUUCUUUUUAUAUUAAAUGUUGACAUAAAAAUGUAAAAGUUAGGAAUACCGACAUUUAAAUUUUCAGAAUUUAUUAACUGGUCAAUUUUGAUGUGUUUUUUUUUUUUCAUUGUAGAUUUUAGCCAUUUAAUUUUUCAGAAUUUGGUUUGAAAGUUUAGUGUCAUUUGAUAUUUGAUUCUUAUCAAACGUUAAAGAUAUUUAAGUGUGCAUAAAAGCAAUAGUUUCAUUACAAAAUUUGGAAGUUGUCAUGGUGAACUAUUAUAAAUAAAUACCAUACAUACAUUUUAUAUGAGAGUUCUUUCUGAACAUACAAAACUUUAAAACUCUGACAAUCCAUCAUCUGAUAUCAGUGCAAUAAUUGUGCCCUUAUACUAAUUUUCUCAGUAUAAUUGUAUAUAUCAUAAUUAUGUAGAUAAUGUUUAUUUUAUGUAAAAAAAACAACCAAAAAACAAGUAGAGAUAUAGAUUCUAUAUCAUUGAAACAGGAAAAAAAAUUUUUCUCAGAUUUCUCAACGUAGAUUCAGGCUAAUCAAGCGUGCUUCAUGUCACUAUCAGGCUUUUAAGGUAGUGGACCUGCUAUGAUAUUUGGCAAUUUCUAUGUAAUUAAGGUUCUCCUCAAGUUUUUCUGCACUCUUCGGACGUACAAGCCCAAGGCUUCACAUAACAGCUAGAAAAUGCUGAAAUCGCAUAUGGAGAACAUGUAACUGAAUAUGGAAGUUGUCUAGUGCCACUGCAGAUCCCUUGCUUGGUUCUACAUAUUAACCUUUACCCUGCUAAAUUUUAAAAAUGGGCUGGUCCAUCAUUCAAUUUGGGCAAUACCAUUUAAUAUUUGAAGGGGUGUUCACUGGAAAUUUAUUGUCUGAAUAGUGAACAGUGCAGAUCAUGAUCAGCCUACAGGAAAGUGCAGGCUGAUCUUGGUCUGCACUGGUCGCAAAGGUGGAAUCACUUGCUGCCAGCUGGCUAAAGGUUAACACAUGCCUGUCAUCAUGUACUGUAUAAAAUUCUCUUGGGUUUCACUAUGUUGUUAACAUUUUGACUUUGUGCAGCAGUUUUGCAUUUAUUGUUAGACUGUGAUACUCACAAAUCAUGAAAUAAAGUAUAUAUUUUUUUCUUGUUUAUUC
Molecule: messenger RNA, 8836 nt
Organism: Mercenaria mercenaria
Lineage: Eukaryota; Metazoa; Mollusca; Bivalvia; Venerida; Veneridae
Product: telomerase Cajal body protein 1-like
Exons: 11
Coding region: 836-1990 (384 amino acids)
Biological process (GO): Cajal body organization
Cellular component (GO): Cajal body
Molecular function (GO): RNA binding; protein binding
Source: RefSeq, a predicted model, not a curated record